This is a messenger RNA of Penicillium canariense, 609 nucleotides long. Its product is annotated as palmitoyltransferase YKT6. Gene Ontology annotation, molecular function: SNAP receptor activity. The record is from RefSeq and is a predicted model, not a curated record. The transcript is spliced from 6 exons. Gene Ontology annotation, cellular component: membrane; Golgi apparatus. Lineage: Eukaryota; Fungi; Ascomycota; Eurotiomycetes; Eurotiales; Aspergillaceae. Bases 1 to 609 code for a protein of 202 amino acids. Gene Ontology annotation, biological process: endoplasmic reticulum to Golgi vesicle-mediated transport.
AUGAAGAUUCUCUAUAUGGGCGUUUUUCGGAACGAUACCCAGCCCGCGCUCCCGCUAUGCGGAGAGAAGGACCUCACCAGGCAAGUCUUCUCUCGAUUUACCCGUCAGAACUAUGAGGAGUUCAUGAUGCUCUUCACCAAGACGGUCGCAGAGCGCACGAAGCCUGGACAGCGCCAGGAUAUCGAAGAGAAGUCAUACACAUUCCACGCAUAUGGUCGGACUGAAGGUGUCGCUGGUGUAAUCGUCACGGACGGCGAGUACCCCGCGCUGGUGGCGCACCAGCUGCUGUCCAAAAUCGUCGACGAGUUCCUCGCCAAGUACCCUCGUACAUCCUUCUCCGACCCCUCGCUCCGUGAGAACGCAUGCCCACUGCCGCAGCUCAAGGAGUAUAUUGUCAAAUACCAGGAUCCCAGCCAGGCCGACAGCAUCAUGAAGAUCCAACAGGAGCUGGAUGAGACUAAGAUCGUGCUGCACAAGACGAUUGAGAGUGUGCUGGAACGUGGUGAGAAAAUCGACUCGCUGGUCGCCAAGAGUGACGGUCUGUCCGCCCAGAGUAAGAUGUUCUAUACCCAGGCCAAGAAGCAGAACUCCUGCUGCGUUCUUAUGUAG